Molecule: messenger RNA, 5539 nt
Organism: Durio zibethinus
Lineage: Eukaryota; Viridiplantae; Streptophyta; Magnoliopsida; Malvales; Malvaceae
Product: ATP-dependent RNA helicase DEAH11, chloroplastic-like
Cellular component (GO): intracellular anatomical structure
Molecular function (GO): ATP binding; helicase activity; zinc ion binding
Source: RefSeq, a predicted model, not a curated record
GUAAUCCCCACUUCCCCCAAAUGUCUUUUUUUUUUUUAAGGAAAAAUCUAAAGUUUUAAACCGUAUUUUAAAUAAAACUCGUGGCUUCGUUCUGUAUUUGUGUUCUAUUCACUCACUCACUUUCUUCUUCAAAUUCCAUAAAGCAGAACAUGAAGGAAAGCUGAGGAACACCCCAAAACCAAACAAAUCGUUUCUUUUAUGCCUUUCAAUUUGUUUGUUUUCUCUAUGCCAUGAAGAAUUUCUCUUCAUACUCCAACCACCGUCACCCGCCUUCUCCGGGCGGCCAUAUACCCUACCGUCAUGACCAACACAGCAACCGAAACGAUCACCAUCAAAGACCCAAUUUUCCUGUAGUAAGUAACCAAAACCACCGUCGUCGGCACCCACCUUCACUGCACAGUGCCGUUGGUUACACCAAUUCCAACAUCCUCCCACUCCCAAACUUCAUAAUUGAGCUCCUUCACGAAUCUUCCUCCCCAUUCCCUUCUAAACCUAACAACCUACAAGCUAUUAUCUCCCAACUUAACCCAUCCCCUGAAAGUUUCGAGAUUCGCACCACUGGAAAAAUCGCCGCUUACAUAUAUUUCCGGGAAUGGUCCCACACCCUCUCUUCGAUUCUUUCUCUCUGGCGUUCCCGCCUUGAUGGGUCUCACCAAUUUACUCCCAAUGUUAUUUCCAACGUCCUUGUGCCUUCCGACACGGUGGAACUCAAAGAAAACCUUAGAACCCUUUUCUCCGACCAUAUAAAGGGGUUGAUGGAAGGGGAAUUGGCUAAGAAGUGGCAGAAAAAAAUCGAGGAACUAUCCGAUGAGAUUGUUGACUUGUCAGGACAAAUGGGUAAGAGGCAUUAUCAGGUAGGAAGGUUUUCUGAGUUGAAUGACAAGAAGAAAGCUUUGAUGGCGGAGAGGUUGAUGAUUUCGAAGCGGUUGAGGGAGUUUAAGGGCGGGAUGAGGAGUUUGUUAGGGUGCUUGGAAGAUGGGGAAAUCGGGAAUGAGGAAGAAGAGGAAGGUGUGGACGCUUUCAGGCUUGAUGGGGGGUUUGAUUGGAAGAGAAUUCAUAAGCUGAUUUUGAGAGAAUGUAGGAGGUUGGAGUAUGGUUUGCCUAUAUAUGCUCAUAGGAAAGAGAUUCUCACUAGAAUACAUCGUGAACAGAUAAUGGUAUUGAUUGGAGAGACUGGAUCAGGAAAGAGUACACAGCUGGUUCAGUUUCUUGCUGAUUCAGGAAUCGCUGCUGAUGAGUCAAUUAUAUGUACUCAGCCAAGAAAGAUUGCUGCUAUCUCAUUAGCAGAAAGAGUGAGAGAAGAAAGCAUUGGAUGUUAUGAUGAUAAUUCAGUCAUUUGUUAUCCAACGUUUUCAUCUGCUCAGCAAUUUGAUUCCAAAAUAAUAUAUAUGACCGACCACUGUUUACUGCAGCAUUAUAUGAAGGAUAGGGAUUUGUCAGGAAUUUCUUGCAUUAUUGUUGAUGAGGCCCAUGAGAGAAGUUUGAACACUGAUCUUCUUUUGUCAUUGGUUAAAGGUUUACUUGGUCGAAGACUUGAUUUAAGGCUUAUAAUAAUGUCUGCAACGGCCAACGCAAAUCAACUCUCACAAUACUUUUUUGAUUGUGGAAUCUUUCAUGUGAUCGGGAGAAACUUUCCUGUUGAUAUUAAAUAUGUUCCUUGUGCAACUGAGGGAACUUCUAGUUCUGGUGUGGUUGCUUCAUAUGUUUCUGAUGUCAUGAGGAUGGCUGUUAAGGUUCAUAAAACAGAGAAGGAGGGGAACAUUCUUGCUUUUUUGACUUCCCAGAUGGAGGUAGAAUGGGCUUGUGAACAUUUUGAAGCUCCAAAUGCAGUUGCAUUACCAUUGCAUGGAAAGCUUUCCUUUGACGAGCAAUUUCAUGUUUUCCAGAACUACCAUGGGAAAAGAAAAGUUGUAUUUGCAACUAAUAUUGCAGAGACAUCACUUACUAUUCCUGGGAUCAAGUAUGUGAUCGAUUCUGGUAUGGUCAAGGAGAGUAAAUUUGAACCUGGCACUGGAAUGAACGUUCUCAAAGUCUGCUGGAUUAGCCAGAGUUCUGCUAAUCAACGGGCUGGUCGUGCUGGGAGGACAGAACCAGGAAGAUGCUACAGACUAUACACUGAAAGUGAUUUUGAGUCAAUGCCCCCUAAUCAGGAGCCUGAGAUUCGCAGAGUUCAUCUUGGUGUUGCAGUUCUGAGGAUCCUUGCUUUGGGAAUCAAGAAUGUUCAGAGUUUUGAUUUUGUUGAUGCACCUAGUUCUAAAGCCAUUGACAUGGCAACUAGGAAUCUUAUCCAGUUGGGAGCCAUUGUGGAAAAUAAUGGUGUUUUUGAAUUAACUGAUGAAGGACGGUACUUGGUAAAAUUGGGGAUUGAGCCUCGCCUUGGUAAACUGAUUCUCAGUUGCUUCCCGUUUGGUCUGCGUAGAGAGGGUCUUGUUCUUGCUGCUGUUAUGGCAAAUUCCAGUAGCAUAUUUUGCAGGGUGGGUAAUGAUGAUGACAAGAUAAAAGCUGAUUGUCUUAAGGUGCAAUUUUGCCACAGGAAUGGUGACCUUUUCACUCUGCUCUCUGUGUACAAGGAGUGGGAAGCUCUCCCACACCACAGGAAAAAUAAAUGGUGCUGGGAAAACAGUAUAAAUGCUAAGUCAAUGCGGAGAUGCCAAGACACAGUCACCGAAUUGGAAAUGUGUCUGCAAAAGGAACUUGCUGUUAUUAUUCCAAGUUACUUGUUGUGGGAUCCUCAUAAGUCUACUGAGCAUGAUAAAUGUUUGAAGGCUAUUAUACUUUCUUCGCUUGCUGAAAAUGUUGCCAUGUAUUCUGGUUACGAUCAACUUGGUUAUGAGGUGGCAUUGACUGGACAACAUGUGCAGCUGCAUCCUUCGUGUUCAUUGCUGAUAUUUGGUCAGAAGCCAAGUUGGGUUGUUUUCAGUGAACUCUUAUCAAUAACUAAUCAGUACUUGGUCUGUGUAACUGCUUUUGAUUUUGAAUCUUUAGCCACUCUCCAUCCUCCACCCCUGUUUGAUGUGUGUAAGAUGGAAAGCCAUAAGUUGCAAGUGAAGGCAUUGACUGGUUUUGGUAGUACUCAACUAAAAAAAUUUUGUGGGAGAUCCAACCAUAAUCUUCGAUCUCUUUUAUCACGGAUUAGGACUGCCUGUAUGGAUGAACGAAUUGGUAUUCAGGUCAAUAUUGAGCAGAAUGAGAUUCUGCUGUUUGCCUCAUCAAUGGACAUGCAGAAGGUUCUGGCUUCUGUGAAUGAGGUGCUGGAAUGUGAAAGGAAAUGGUUACUUAAUGAAUGCAUGGAGCAACGUUUAUUUCGUGGUCCGAGUGCCUCGCCAUCUAUGGCUCUUUUUGGAGCAGGUGCUGAGAUUAAGCAUCUUGAAGUUGAUAAGAGAUCUUUGACUGUGGAUGUAUUCCAUUCAAACGUUAACAAUCUUGAAGAUAAGGAGCUUUUGAUGUUCUUUGAGAAAUAUUCUGAUGGCAGUAUUUGUUCUGUCCAUAAAUCUCAAGCCAAUGGACAAGAGAGUGAUGAUAAGGAAAAAUGGGGCAAGAUAACAUUCCUAACUCCUGAUGCUGCCAGAAAAGCUGCUGAGCUGGAUGGAGUUGACUUUGCUGGCUCUCCAUUGAAGGUACUUCCUUCAAGGAUAUCCUUUGGAGGUGAUCAUAAGAUGUUCUCCUUCCCUGCUGUCAAAGCAAAGGUUUAUUGGCCUCGUAGGGCCAGUAAAGGGUUUGGAGUCAUUAGAUGUGAUCUGCUUGACGUUGGUUUCAUUAUUGAUGAUUUCUCUAAUCUGGUAAUAGGGGGGAAAUUUGUUCGGUGUGAAGUUAGCAGGAAAUCUGUUGGUUCUGUUGGUUCUGUAGUGAUUUAUGGAAUUGAUAAAGAGCUUUCUGAAGCUGAAGUUUGGGAUGCACUACAGAGGGCAACAGAAAGGAAAAUCCAUGAUUUCUUCCUGGUGAGAGGAGAUGCUGUGGAAAAUCCAACAUGUGGUGCUUGUGAAGAGGCACUCCAGAGAGAAAUAUCCCCCUUUAUGCCUAAAAGGAAUCUCCAUACAAAUUAUUGUCGGGUUCAGGUUUUCCAGCCCGAACCAAAGGAAACUUUCAUGAAAGCCUUGAUCACCUUCGAUGGAAGAUUACAUUUGGAGGCUGCAAAAGCUUUAGAGCAGCUAGAGGGGAAAGUAUUACCUGGAUGUUUGUCAUGGCAGAAGAUAAGGUGCCAGCAAGUGUUUCAUACCUCUAUAUCCUGCUCUUCAUCUGUCUAUGCUGUUAUUAAGAAGCAACUGGAUUCUUUACUAGCAAGCUUCAGACGUCUAAAAGGUGUAGACUGCAAUCUAGAGGCAAAUGAAAAUGGCUCCUAUCGGGUGAGAAUAUCUGCCAAUGCCACCAAAACUGUGGCAGAGUUGAGAAGGCCAGUGGAAGAGCUAAUGAAUGGUAGGAACAUAGAACAUGCCAGCCUCACUCCUUCCAUAUUGCAGCAUCUGUUCUCUAGGGAUGGCAUUUAUCUGAUGAGAUCAUUGCAGCGAGAGACAAAAACCUACAUUUCUUUUGACAGGCAUAGUCUCAAUGUAAGAAUCUUUGGCUCUCCAGAAGAUGCUGCUGUAGCCCAGCAAAAAUUGAUUCAAUCCCUUUUGUCUUACCAUGAGAGCAAGCAGCUUGAGGUCCGACUUCAUGGUCCGGGUCUGCCUCCUGACCUGAUGAAGAAAGUGGUUAAGAAAUUCAGGCCAGACCUUCAUGGGCUGAAAGAGAAAAUACCUGGGGCCGAGUUUACACUUAGCACCAGGCAUCAUGUUAUAUCGGUUCGUGGUGACAAAGAGACGAAGCGAAAGGUAGAAGAGAUUGUUCUUGAGAUUGCAGAGACAGGUAAAGAUUUAGCUGAGGGAUCUGAUAGUGAAGUUACCUGCCCCGUUUGCUUGUGUGAAGUAGAAGAUGGCUACAAGCUUGAAGGUUGUUCCCAUUUCUUCUGUCGGUUGUGUUUGGUGGAGCAAUGUGAGUCUGCUAUCAAAAACUUGGAUAGUUUCCCAAUAUGCUGUGCCCACCAAGGUUGCAAGGUUCCCAUAUUCCUUACUGAUUUGAAGUUUCUCCUUUCAACUGAGAAGCUAGAGGAACUCUUUAGGGCUGCUUUAGGGGCAUUUGUUGCUUCAAGUAGGGGCACCUAUAGAUUUUGCCCAUCUCCUGAUUGCCCUUCAGUUUAUCGCGUUGCUGAUCCUGAGACUUUUGGUGAGCCAUUUGUCUGUGGAGCAUGUUAUGCAGAGACUUGUACUAGGUGCCACAUGGAGUAUCAUCCAUAUCUGUCAUGUGAGAAGUACCGAGAGUUCAAGGAUGAUCCUGAUUCAUCUUUGAAAGAGUGGUGCAAAGGAAAAGAGCAGGUGAAAACUUGCCCAAUCUGUGGAUAUACAAUUGAGAAGAUCGACGGGUGUAACCAUGUCGAAUGUAAGUGCGGGAGGCAUGUUUGCUGGGUAUGUUUAGAGUUCUUUAGUAGCAGUGACGAUUGUUAUGGUCAUUUGAGGGCUGUUCACAUGGCCAUCAUCUAAUUUUAUUCUAUUUCUUACAUUUUACU